Messenger RNA from Protobothrops mucrosquamatus (brown spotted pit viper), 2224 nucleotides. RefSeq names its product homer scaffold protein 1 (gene HOMER1). Bases 67 to 1131 code for a protein of 354 amino acids. Gene Ontology annotation, molecular function: G protein-coupled glutamate receptor binding. The record is from RefSeq and is a predicted model, not a curated record. Gene Ontology annotation, biological process: G protein-coupled glutamate receptor signaling pathway; regulation of store-operated calcium entry. Lineage: Eukaryota; Metazoa; Chordata; Lepidosauria; Squamata; Viperidae. The transcript has 9 exons. Gene Ontology annotation, cellular component: plasma membrane; postsynaptic density; cytoplasm.
GGGGCGGAAAUCUUUUUAAGAAUUGAUCUGCUAAGCAACGCGCCCGGCACGUCUUCAUCGGUCAUCAUGGGGGAGCAACCCAUUUACAGCACCCGAGCUCAUGUCUUCCAAAUUGAUCCAAAUACAAAGAAGAACUGGGUUCCCACCAGCAAGCAUGCUGUUACUGUGUCCUAUUUCUAUGACAGCACAAGAAACGUCUAUAGGAUCAUCAGCUUGGAUGGCUCAAAGGCAAUAAUAAAUAGUACCAUCACUCCCAACAUGACAUUCACAAAAACAUCACAAAAGUUUGGUCAAUGGGCAGAUAGCAGAGCAAAUACUGUUUAUGGCUUGGGAUUUUCCUCUGAGCAUCAUCUCUCAAAGUUUGCAGAAAAAUUUCAGGAAUUUAAAGAAGCUGCACGAUUAGCUAAAGAAAAAUCCCAAGAAAAGAUGGAAUUAACAAGUACACCAUCACAGGAAUCUGCGGGUGAUAUUCAAUCUCCUCUUACACCGGAGAGCAUUAAUGGGACAGAUGAUGAAAGAACAAUGCCAGAAAUGACACAAAAUUCAGAACCAAGGGCUGAACCAACUCAGAAUGCAUUGCCAUUUGCGCAUAGUUCGGCAAUCAGCAAGCACUGGGAAGCAGAACUUGCUACACUAAAGGGCAACAACGCCAAGCUGACAGCAGCUCUCCUUGAGUCCACUGCCAAUGUGAAACAAUGGAAACAGCAGCUUGCUGCGUAUCAAGAUGAAGCAGAGCGUCUACAUAAACGAGUGACUGAGCUGGAGUGUGUGAGUAGUCAGGCAAAUGCAGUCCAAACUCAUAAAACAGAAUUAAAUCAGACAAUACAAGAAUUAGAAGCAACACUGAAGAAAAAGGAAGAGGAAAUAGAAAAAUUGAGAGAAGAAAUUGAUAAUGCCAGAGAACUUCAGGCACAAAGGGACUCUUUAACUCAGAAAUUACAAGAAGUGGAAGUUCGAAAUAAAGAUCUAGAAGGCCAACUAUCCGAUCUUGAACAGCGUUUGGAGAAAAGUCAGAAUGAACAAGAAGUUUUUCGCAAUAACUUGAAAACACUUUUAGAAAUUCUUGAUGGCAAAAUUUUUGAACUUACAGAACUACGAGAUAAUCUGGCCAAGCUAAUAGAAUGCAGCUAAAGAACACAGGAUCUCAGUGCCAAACUUCUUAAAGAUGCACUGUCUCUCUUCAUACAGGACUUUGUUGGGAUCUGCAUCAAAGUUGCACAAAAUUAGAAAAAUGCUCCUUCAGAAGGGCCUGUUUUAAAUUUUCAACAAUAUACAAUAUACAGUAUUUCAAUGUGAAAUUUCAGAAUUCAGCUUGUAGUUAGUUGAAAAAAAAAUAACUUGAAGUACAAAUUACCUCCUUGUAUAUAAUUGGCCAUAGAUAACUCGAGGGUAUUAACAGUAAUUGAAUGCAAUCCUUUUCUAAUUAUUAGCCAAUGAAAUAAUAAGAAGUGCUUCAAAUGACAUCCCUCUUAGUGUUCCACACAAUGUAGGCAAUCAGUUUUAUUUUCUUUGUUAAGGCAACCGUAUGCUGUGUUUUGUGCAAGAACUUUGUGAUGACAGCCCUCUCUUUUGUUGUAAUCUGAAUAAUUUCUCAGGAUAUUUUGUACUGUUGAGAAAAACAGUGCAUUACCAAUUAAUUCUUGCCAGGAGUGAGAGAGAGUUGCAUCUUUAAUUCAGACCUAAUGAAUUAAUGCUUGUAUAGAGUUCUUCCAUUUUUUUAUACUGGAAGAUACUGUCUUUAUUUACGAUGUUCUCUCUGGUGUUCUAUAAUAUUGUCUAGUGUAUGGUUUACUUUUUUCCUAUUGGGAAUUCAUGUAUGUAGAAAUUAUGUAUUUCAUUUUGUUAUGCAUUUUGAAGCCUAUCUAUGAAGACAAGCAAGUCCCUGAAAGGUAUUUUAAAUUUUGCUAUGUUCUAAUAAGGUUCAAUCUAUGCUUACCGAAUAUCACAUGGGCUUAUCUUUUCUUAUCAAAAUGUCUUUUACUAAUUUAUUUAGCAAGAAUUCUGAAACUGUGCAAAUAUAGUUAUUGCUAGGGCAUUGACCUUGCUCAGGCAAUUAAAGAGGGGGGGGGGAAAUGAUUGUAUUAGCAUAGAGAAUUUUUUUUCUGCUGUAUGUUCAUGAAACAUCUUUAUUAGAAAGACUAGCCAGGCUACGUUCUGAAUUUCAAAACAAGACCUGAAUUCAGUUAUUCUCAGUGAACCUCUUUUUAAGUUGUAUUGAUGUAAU